GGGAAGGAGGAAAAAGAAAAGACAAGGGGACACAGAUUAAGAGGGAAGAUGGCUGAGCCGGAGCUGAAAUCGCGGAGCAGCCGGGAGAGCGUUGCCAAGGUGGCAAGCCAGGAGAAGAUGGGGGCAGCUGGAGCAGAUCAAGAUGGUCUGAUUGUAGAGCAACCAGCGUCCCCAACCACCCCCGUAGUCUCUGCUCCCACCGACACAAGCCCCACCGCCGCCUCGCCCACCAAAGGGGAGAAGAUCGAGCUCAAACGCAGCAUCACCCUCUUCAAUGGCGUAGGAAUGAUCAUUGGCACAAUCAUCGGCUCUGGUAUUUUCGUCACCCCAACAGGUGUGGUCAAAGAGACCGGUUCAGCCGGGCUCUCCCUGAUCAUCUGGUCUGCCUGUGGGGUCAUCUCUACCAUGGGCGCCCUGUGCUACGCUGAGCUGGGUACCACCAUCACCAAGUCGGGGGGAGACUACACCUACAUACUGGAAGUGUAUGGAGAACUGGUGGCUUUUCUAAAGCUGUGGGUGGAGAUGCUCAUCAUCCGGCCGUCAUCGCAGUAUGUGGUGUCACUGGUGUUUGCCACGUACCUUCUGAAACCUCUCUACCCAAACUGCAGCGUGCCCGACAGUGCAGCCAAGCUCAUUGCCUGCUUGUGUCUCACCUCGCUGACGUUUGUAAACUGCAUCAGUGUGAGAGCGGCCACCAAGGUACAGGACUUGUUCACGGCCUCCAAAUUGCUCGCUCUGAUCAUCAUCAUCCUCUUCGGCCUCAUCCAGAUUUUCACAGGUGACGUGCCAUACCUGACACCUGAAAAGGCAUUUGAAGGCAGCAAGCUGGGAGUGGACAAUAUUGUCUUGGCUCUGUACAGUGGUCUCUUUGCUUUUGGGGGCUGGAAUUACCUGAAUUACGUGACCGAGGAGAUGAUCAAUCCAGAGAGGAACCUGCCCUUGUCCAUCAUCAUAUCCAUGCCUAUAGUAACAGUGGUGUAUGUUAUGACCAACCUGGCCUACUUCACCACCAUCUCUCCUGAAGUCAUGGUCGAGUCGGAGGCCGUUGCCGUGAGUUUUGGGGAGUACCAUCUUGGUGUGAUGUCCUGGCUGAUUCCUGUCUUCGUGGGACUGUCCUGCUUUGGAGCCGUCAACGGAUCUCUGUUUACCUCAGCACGGUUGUUCUACGCUGGAGCUCGAGAGGGUCAGCUUCCUGCUGCUCUGGGUUUAGUCCACACAGACCUCUUCACACCAGUGCCGUCACUCAUCUUCACAUGUUUGCUGUCCAUGAUGUACGCCAUCUCUCAGGACAUCUUCUCCGUCAUCAAUCUCUUCAGCUUCUUCACCUGGCUGUGUGUUGGUAUGGCCAUUGCCGGCAUGCUCUGGCUGCGCUUUACCAAGCCUGACCUCAGAAGACCCAUUAAGGUGUGUCUGUUCAUCCCUGUGACUUUCGUUCUGAGCUGUGUCUUCAUGAUCGCGGUCUCCUUCUGGGCAGCUCCGUUUGAGUGCCUGAUAGGCAGCGGCAUUAUUCUCACAGGCGUCCCGGCAUACCUACUGGGCUACAAGUGGAAGAAACCCCAUGUGGUCAAGAAGAUGCUGGAAAUCUUCACCAUGUUCUGUCAGAAGAUCUUCAUGUCUGUUCCUGAGGAGAGGGAGCAACAUGAGGCAGCUGAAUAACACGGGACGCAAACAACAGGAUGAAGGACUGUCAAUAUUUUGGUCUGAACAUUCUUGAUAUGUUUACAUUCAUUCAUGUGUGAUUUGGUUUAGGCAGUAUCACUAACCAGAUAACUAUGAAGAUAAUUGGCAUUGACAAGGGCGGCCUAGCAAUCUUGGUAAAGAAGGGUUUACGUACGCUCUUGUGUGCAAAGAAUGAAGGCAUACUUAAUGUCAACACUAC
Messenger RNA from Plectropomus leopardus (leopard coralgrouper), 1879 nucleotides. RefSeq names its product large neutral amino acids transporter small subunit 1-like. Gene Ontology annotation, biological process: neutral amino acid transport; amino acid transmembrane transport. NCBI's taxonomy places the organism in Eukaryota, Metazoa, Chordata, Actinopteri, Perciformes, Serranidae. Gene Ontology annotation, molecular function: L-amino acid transmembrane transporter activity; neutral L-amino acid transmembrane transporter activity. Gene Ontology annotation, cellular component: membrane. The record is from RefSeq and is a predicted model, not a curated record.